Messenger RNA from Copidosoma floridanum, 3485 nucleotides. RefSeq names its product toll-like receptor Tollo. Lineage: Eukaryota; Metazoa; Arthropoda; Insecta; Hymenoptera; Encyrtidae. Gene Ontology annotation, biological process: signal transduction. The record is from RefSeq and is a predicted model, not a curated record. Gene Ontology annotation, molecular function: protein binding.
AUGGGAGGUACAGAGCACCUCCAAUCGCUGGACCUGAGCAGCAACGACCUGACCAGCCAAUGGGUCAACCGCGACACCUUCGCCAAGCUGGGCCGACUGUUAUUGCUCGACCUGUCGCGCAACGUGCUCACGCGAAUCGACGCCCUCGUCUUCCGAAGCUUGAGCCAAUUGCGCAGCCUCAGCCUGGAGCACAACAACAUCGAGGCUCUCGCCGACGACUGCUUCGCCUCGCUGUCCCGGCUGCGCUCCCUCUCGCUCUCCCACAACAGGCUGGUGCGCUUCCAAGCGACCCACGCUCCGGCCCGUGGACUGGGCCCCGCGCUCCUGGACCAGCUCUUUCUCGACGAGAACAAACUCGAGUUCGUCGAGACGGGGGCCUUUGUCAAUUUGACAGCCCUGCAGGAUUUGAGACUCAGUGGGAACAGCCUCGGUGUGGUGCCCCAAGCCGUAAGGGAGCUCCGCAAUCUCAAAGUCCUGGAUCUGGGAAACAAUAGGAUAUCGGACAUUCCACCCGACACCUUCCUCGGGCUGGACAAACUGUCGGGCCUGCGGCUGGUCGACAAUAAACUGGAGAACGUGUCGCGCAAGGCUUUCUCGGGCCUGCCGGCCCUGCAGAUCCUCAACUUGGCCAGCAACGCCAUUCGGCACGUGGAGCCAGGCGCGUUCGCCACCAAUGGGCUGCUCAUAGCUGUCAUGCUGGACGGGAACCAACUGACCGAAAUACACGGGGUGUUCCGCAGCCUGCCCGCUCUGGUGAUGCUCAACAUAUCCGACAACAAGCUACUGUGGUUCAACUACGGGGACCUGCCGGCGAGCCUCGAGUGGCUGGACAUGCACGCCAACCAGAUCAGCGACCUGGGCAGCGCCGACUUUGCCGGUAGCCGGCCGGAGCUGCGCAUCAAGAAACUCGACGUCAGUUACAACCGUAUCGAAGAGAUAAGUGACGUGUCGUUCCCCAAUAGCGUGGAAAAAUUGUACCUGAACAACAAUCGUAUACGCAGCGUGGCCGCGGGGACGUUCAUGCGCAAGGCGCACUUGAAGAAGGCAGUGCUGUCGGGCAACGAGCUGAGGCGGCUCGAGGUCGCGGCCAUCGAGCUGCAGCCGGUGCCGAGCGACCGGGAACUCCCCCAGCUGUACAUCGGUGGGAACCCGGUGCUCUGCGACUGCACGAUGGAGUGGUUGCCCCGCGUGAACGAGUUGUCCCGCAUGAGGCAGCACCCCCGGGUCAUGGAUCUCGAUGCCGUGACCUGCGAGAUGGUGCACGCCCGAGCGGCCCCCAGGAGGCCCCUCCUCAGUCUCAAGUCCAAGGACUUUGUCUGCCGGUACCAGAGUCACUGCUUCGCCAUCUGCCACUGCUGCGACUUUGACGCGUGCGACUGCGAGAUGACCUGCCCGGACAACUGCAGCUGCUACCACGACCACAGUUGGUCGAGCAACGUCGUUGAUUGCUCGAACGCCGGCUACCGGCUCGUACCUGAGCGCAUACCCAUGGACGCGACCGAGAUCUACCUCGACGGCAACGACCUCGGCGACCUCGGCAGCCACGUCUUCAUCGGCAAGCGCAAGCUCGAGGUGCUCUUCCUCAACAACAGCGGCAUCUCCGGGCUGCACAACCGCACUUUCAACGGUGCCGAGUCCCUCAAGGUCCUCCACCUCGAGUCCAACGCCCUGCGUGUCCUCCGGGGCUACGAGUUCGAUCAGCUCGAGCACGUGCACGAGCUCUACCUCGACCACAACGCCAUCGUCGAGGUGUCGAACGCGACUUUCCGAAAGAUGAAGAAACUCGAGGUGCUGCGGCUCAACGACAACCGCAUAGUCGACUUCAAGCCCUGGGAGGCUCUCCAGCAGCAGCAAUUGCAGCGAGCAACGAGCAGCGACAGAGGAAUGGCCCCAAUGAUGACCAGCGUCUCGCUCGAGGGUAACUCCUGGAGCUGCGACUGCGCGAACGCAGCGAGACUUCGGGCCUGGCUGUUGCAAGAGACGCGAACCAGUGCCGCGGCGGCCGCGGCUGCCGAGCGCAUGUAUUGCCGCGACAACGCCGAGACCAUCGCCCAAGCCAUCCAACGCUGCGGCGCCGAUCCCUCGACCGAGGCGGUCAGCAGCGGCAUCGACGGGCUUGGCAUGGACGGUGGUGGCGACAGCAGCAGCAGCAUAGUCCACCACCAUCAGGCGCCCGUGCACGGUGGUAGCUUCGUGCCCAUGCUCGCCGGGGCUCUAGCUGCAGUCAUCGGGCUCUGUCUCCUCGUAGCCCUGGGCUUCGCCUUCCGUCAGGACGUAAGACUGUGGGCCCACGCGCGCUACGGGCUCCGCCUCGGCAAACUAUCUUCCGGGCCGCCCGAGGAGGAGCGGGACCGGUUGUACGACGGCUACCUCGUCUACAGCGAGCGGGACGAGGACUUUGUGACGCGCUACCUAGCCGCGGAGCUCGAGCAGUCCGGGUUGGCUCUGUGCCUCCACCACCGAGACCUACCGCCCACCCGGCCCCAGGAAUCACUGCCCCCCGCCGCUGCUGCCGCCCGUAGGAUCAUCAUUGCCUUCUCGCCGGCUUUCCACGCCGGCGAGUGGCAGCAUCCCGAGUUCAGGGCGGCCCUGCGGCUAGCCCUCGAAACGAUAAGGCCCACGUCCAGGCGAAGGCGGCUCAUACUUUUGUUGGCCACUGAGCCGCCUGCCCGCGAUCCCGAGUUACAGUUGUUGCUGCAAACGUGUACGGUCCUCGUGUGGGGCGAGAAGAACUUUUGGGCCAAGUUGCGCUUCGCGAUGCCCGACUCGGCGGACACGGGCAAGCGCAAGCCCGCCGGGGGACACCAUCACCACGGUGGUCCGCUACACCUGGGGAACGCGUUGCCCGCUCGGUACACGGCUGCGCCCUCGGUCGUGCUCGAUGCGUGGUCGGCCAAGCCCACCGCCCCCACGCUGCCCUCGCCUGGACUCAUUCAGCAGCAGCAGCAGCAGCAGCAGCAACAGUCGCCAUCGCCACAACAGCCGGCCCAGCAGCAGAUGCACCAUCAUCAUCACCACCACCAGCAGCAGGGCUCGAGCAGCGGGGUGCCCUUGCACGCGCCAACGCCGACACCGACCCAGUCGACGUACGUGAGCUCGGCGUCGAGUCGCACCGAGGACGAGGACAGCGGCCACGAGCAGCACCAGAACCAACAACACCAAAACCAACAGCAGCAACAGCAGCAGCAGCAGCAGCAACACGUGCUCCAUCACAACCACCUACACCACCACCACCUGGUGCACCAGGGUGGUUACAGCAUGUUGCACCCGAGCGGCUCGGGCGCGGGUAGCCAGAGACCGGCGAGCAUAGCCUCGAGGAGCAGCCACCUGUACAGCACGAUACCGGAGCUCACGGUCCAGGCCAACGCGUUCGGCAACGCGCCGAUACCGAUCAACCCCCGUACUUACUUUGUUUAAAGGACCUCGUCAGGCAGUGCCAGUGUUGUUGUUCUUGUUGUUGUUGUUCUUGUUGUUGUUGUUGUUGU